AGCUGGGUUUAACAGUCGGCGCAGUGAGUGAGUGAGUGAGUAAGGAAGGAAGGAAGGAGUGGAUGGCGGCAAUGGCGUCAAUGGCGUCCUCCUAUUAUCAUGAAAUGCACGAGAAUUUCAAGAACAACAGCAAAAGUCGGGAGUUUCCGGCUCAUAGCGCGAAAGUUCACUCUGUCGCUUGGAGCUGUGAUGGACGACGACUAGCUUCGGGUUCAUUCGACAAAACCGCCAGUGUUUUUGUCCUCGAAAAAGACCGUCUGGUGAAGGAGAAUAACUACAGAGGACAUGGAGACAGUGUUGAUCAGCUGUGCUGGCAUCCAACCAACCCAGAUCUGUUUGUUACUGCAUCGGGAGACAAAACCAUCCGGAUCUGGGACGUCCGGACUACUAAAUGCAUGGCGACGGUCAGCACGAAAGGAGAGAACAUCAACAUAUGUUGGAGUCCUGAUGGUCAGACCAUCGCUGUUGGGAAUAAGGAUGAUGUGGUGACGUUCAUUGAUGCAAAGAGUCACCGUCCUCGUGCUGAAGAGCAGUUCAAAUUUGAGGUCAACGAGAUUUCUUGGAACAACGACAACGAUAUGUUCUUUUUGACCAACGGCAAUGGCUGCAUUAACAUUUUGAGCUAUCCUGAACUAAAGCUUAUCCAGUCCAUUAAUGCCCAUCCAUCUAACUGUAUAUGCAUUAAAUUUGAUCCCACUGGAAAAUAUUUUGCUACUGGAAGUGCUGAUGCUCUGGUCAGUCUGUGGGAUGUUGAGGAGCUGGUGUGUGUUCGCUGUUUCUCUAGGUUAGACUGGCCAGUGAGGACCCUGAGUUUUAGUCACGAUGGCAAAAUGUUGGCUUCAGCCUCUGAAGAUCACUUUAUUGACAUUGCUGAAGUAGAGACAGGGGAGAAGCUUUGGGAAGUGCAGUGCGAGUCACCAACCUUCACCGUAGCCUGGCACCCGAAAAGGCCUCUGCUGGCGUACGCCUGUGACGAUAAGGAGGGCAAAUACGACAGCAAUCGGGAGGCAGGGACCGUAAAGCUCUUUGGCCUUCCUAAUGACUCUUAAUGAGCAAAAUGAAACAUGGACAUGACUUUUAACUCUCAAACAGUCUACUUUGUGUUGCUCUACAUGCCCAUAACUCUUUCAAGAGGAGAAGAUAAUCCUUCUUUUCUAAUAUGUUUUCUCAAUUUGAUAACCACAGGUGCUUUCUCCUAUAGCAUAUGUCUGACAACUUGGAAGGUCUGUAAAUAUAAAAUGUUGUUGUUUAUACAUAAACUGAUGUCCGUAAUGGGAUUUAUUUUUACAGGCCUGGAUAAGAGUUUUGUCAUUUUUUCACAAAGAAUUCUGAGACGUCUGUUGCCGAUUAGAGCCUUCUGUGCAUUUCAUUUUAGUACAUAGACACUAGAGGGCACUGUGGCUAUUUCCACUGUAGCGCACACUGCUGUAUGUUUCCCAUUGCAGGCAUUUUUUUUGUAUCGUGUUUUAUUAAAAUAUUUUUACAAUAUUGUUUCUUUA
Silurus meridionalis is the source of this 1499-nucleotide messenger RNA. It is a transcript of the gene thoc3, whose product is annotated as THO complex 3. The transcript has 6 exons. Gene Ontology annotation, cellular component: THO complex part of transcription export complex. NCBI's taxonomy places the organism in Eukaryota, Metazoa, Chordata, Actinopteri, Siluriformes, Siluridae. Gene Ontology annotation, biological process: mRNA export from nucleus. Bases 63 to 1049 code for a protein of 328 amino acids. The record is from RefSeq and is a predicted model, not a curated record. Gene Ontology annotation, molecular function: protein binding.